This is a messenger RNA of Folsomia candida, 1791 nucleotides long. RefSeq names its product mannosyl-oligosaccharide 1,2-alpha-mannosidase IA. Lineage: Eukaryota; Metazoa; Arthropoda; Collembola; Entomobryomorpha; Isotomidae. Gene Ontology annotation, molecular function: calcium ion binding; mannosyl-oligosaccharide 1,2-alpha-mannosidase activity. The record is from RefSeq and is a predicted model, not a curated record. The coding region runs from base 198 to 1712 and encodes 504 amino acids. Gene Ontology annotation, biological process: carbohydrate metabolic process; N-glycan processing. The transcript has 12 exons. Gene Ontology annotation, cellular component: Golgi membrane; endoplasmic reticulum.
GAUUACAUUGUCAACUGUGUGGCAUGAUAAAAAAAAUCUGAAAAUAACGUCUGAUUAUCGAAGGAUACCACACACGUACAUUUUCGAAUUUGGAUGUUAAACCAUUCCUUUGUCAUCGGGUGGCAGUGAAGGAAGUUUUGGAUCCAGGUGAAAAAGGAGCACAGGAGAAUCUGAUAUAAUUGAAGACAAUCCUCAAGAUGACGAAAUUAUCAAUUGUUGUGGGAUUCGUGUUUGCUCUCGUUGCUACAUCCUGGGCCGUCCCGUUGGAUCGUAAUGAAAUUUCUAAAUUGAAAUUGGCCUACAAGCCCCUCGCAAACCAAGGUGGGGAAGACCCAGAUCCAGUGAUUCAAGCUCGCAGGAAUUUCGUCAAGCAGAUGAUGAAAGAUGCUUGGGAUGAUUAUGUCAGGUGGGCGUGGGGGGACAAUGAAUUAAAACCAGUCAGCCAAACGGGCCAGACGGGGGGCAUAUUCGGUCCUUCGAAAAUAGGGGCGACAAUUGUAGACUCACUCGACACUCUUUAUAUCAUGGAGUUGAUGCAAGAGUAUGAAAUGGCCAGGGGCUAUGUCGCAAAUGAGCUGGAUUUUGAAGUGAAUGCCACAGUUUCAGUUUUUGAAACAAAUAUACGUUUUGUGGGCGGAUUUCUUGCUGCUUACGCCAUUACCCAAGAUACAAUCUACAGGGAUCGCGCUGUAGAAAUUACAAACAAACUGCUGCCUGCCUUUAAUUCGACAACCGGGAUUCCUUUCGGUAGUGUCAACGUUUUGACUGGGGAGACGGGAACGAAUGCAAAUGCUGUGCUAGCCGAGUUCGGGACAUUACAUUUAGAGUUUAUGUACCUGUCGGAAAUUACUGGAAAUCCUAUUUACGCUGAAAAAGUUCAAGCUAUUCGCAAGUUUUUGAAAGAGAUUGAAAAACCAAAUGGACUUUAUCCCAACCACUUGGAUGUCAACCAAGGCAGAUGGACUGAUGAUCACGUGUCAAUCGGGGCUCUAGGCGAUUCUUACUACGAGUAUCUUUUGAAAGCAGCAAUCCAACUUAAUGACCAAGAGGCCAGAACGAUGUAUGACGAAGCAAUGGAUGCCUUUGUUAACAAUGAUCUUGUCAGAGUUUCUCGACAAAACCACUUAUUGUAUAUUGCGGAAUCACGGGCAGGAUUUGCAGAUCCGGUGGUAGGUCAUUUAGCCUGCUUUGCUGGUGGAAUGUUUGCGUUGGGAGCUCACGUCGAUCCCAACAAUGCAAAUGCAGAUCGUGAUGCUGAAAUUGGCCGAAACUUUACCAACACUUGUCACGAGAGUUAUAUUCGUACAAACACGCAUAUUGGGCCAGAGAUAUUUAGAUUCACAGAUAACUUGGAAGCUGAAGCUGGAAGUGAUGGUGAACGAGGAUACAUAUUGAGACCAGAAGUAAUCGAAUCUUACUUCGUCAUGUACAGGAUUACUGGAGAUUCGAAAUAUCGUGAUUGGGCGUGGGAUGCUGCACAAGCUAUCGAACGCUACUCAAAGGCAGGUCCAGGGCGAGGAUACAGUGGUCUUCGGAACACCAACUCACUGAGCCCAGUUCAGGAUGACGUGCAACAGACUUUCUUUUUAGCCGAGACUUUGAAGUACUUGUACUUAAUAUUUAGUACGAAUGACCUCAUCUCGUUGGAUGAGUGGGUGAUGAAUACGGAAUGUCACCCUCUCCCCGUCAAGGCCACGAAUCCAAUGUAUUAAUGACAAUAUAUAAACUGUAACAAAAUUCAUGCAUUGUGUACAAUAAAUCUGUACAGUUAGGGUUUCUAUUUAAAACGCA